AUGGCGGCCCGCGGCAACUCCUUACGGGACCGCCAGAUAGCCUCACUACGCAAGAUAUUCAACCUCAACAAUGAAGUCGAACCGAGCGAUAACGAGGAGUCCCUGGCCAGCGGCGCGCUAAACCCUUCGUCCCCCAUUCUCAACGCUGAUGGCGAGCCCAUCUGGAAGGUGCUGGUCUUUGAUGACCUGGGUCGUGAUGUCAUCAGCAGUGUCCUGAGAGUUAGUGACCUGCGGUCAAUGGGAGUUACCAUGCACAUGCACAUUUCAGCAUCAAGACACCCCAUACCGGACGUUCCAGUCAUGUAUCUUCUUGAACCGCACCCAAAGAACCUCGAGGCCAUAACCAACGACCUCCAAAAGGGUCUCUACUCACCGGCCUACAUCAACUUCCUGUCGUCGAUACCCCGACCUCUGCUGGAAGACUUUGCGACACAAACAGCCACUGCGGGAACCUCGGAACACAUCGCGCAACUCUUUGACCAGUAUCUGAACUUUGUUGUUGCGGAGCCAGACCUGUUCAGCUUGGGAAUGCAAAAAGAACACACCUACUGGGCUUUGAACAGCGCCAAGACAAACGACGAAGAACUGGAUAAUGUGGUCGACCGAAUCGUCAGCGGUUUAUUCAGCGUUAUAGUAACCAUGGGUACGAUUCCUAUCAUCAGAUGCCCUAAAUCGGCAGCCGCCGAGAUGAUAUCUGCCAAACUAGAUCGCAAGCUUCGUGAUCACAUUAUCAACUCCAAGGACAACCUCUUUUCCGCCUCAAAUCGCUCAGGCUCAUCUUCGGCAACACCUGGUCCAAGACCAGUUCUGAUCAUCCUGGACCGCAACGUGGAUCUUACCCCCAUGCUCUCACACUCCUGGACCUACCAGUCUUUAGUACACGACGUCCUCAACAUGAAGUUAAACCGUAUCACAAUCGAAACGCCUGUGGAUGAGAGCAAUCCUACAAAGGGCGUGACGCGCAAGUCAUAUGACCUUAACGCAAACGAUUUUUUCUGGGAGAGGAACGCGGGCGCGCCCUUUCCCCAGGUUGCCGAGGAUAUUGAUGCUGAAUUGACCAAGUACAAGGAGGAAGCUGCCGCAAUAACCAAAAAGACGGGCGUGACAGACCUUGAGGAUCUGCAGAACGAUACCAGUGCAAGUGCGCAGCAUCUCAAAGCUGCGAUUACACUCCUCCCCGAACUGCGAGAGCGAAAGGCUACUUUAGAUAUGCACAUGAACAUCCUCGCCGCGCUGUUAACUGGGAUCAAGAACAGGCAGCUGGAUAACUAUUUCCAAAUCGAGGAGACUGUCACAAAGCAGACUAAAGCUCAGAUCCUGGAAACGAUCAAGGACGAUAACAAGGGCAACAACCCGGUGGAUAAGCUGCGGCUGUUCAUCAUUUGGUUUCUGAGUGCGGAGCAGGACCUGAGCAGACAGGAAUGGCAGCAAUUUGAGGAAGCGCUGGUAGCUACUGGUGUGGAUGUUACUUGCCUACCAUACAUACGACAGGUCCGGGCAACAACUAAAAUGACACAAUUAACAACUAUAAACUCCUCGGGUGCCCAACCCCAACAAUCUUCGGACCUCUUCGGACGCUUUUCCAACAUCGGAUCCAACAUUGGGUCUCGCCUUCGUGACCAACUCAAAGAGUCAGGUGUGCCCACCAAUGCUAUUAGCGCAAACUUCGACUCCAUCAUUGGUGGCAUAAAGACAUUCCUACCUGCGAACCGUGACCUCACGGUUACAAAGAUUGUCGAGUCAAUCAUGGAUCCUUCGGCCGCAUCGUCCUCGGCUAUUGCAAAGACAGAACAUUAUCUCUACUUCGAUCCACGUUCCGCUAAUGCUCGCGGAACGGUACCGCCACCGUCGGCCGUUCGGUCCGGAACCGCGCCCAGUUCCACCCCCGGUGGACUUCCGGGUGCUGGCGGUCCCGGGGCCGCGGCGAGUUUCGGCCAGAGGCGACAGGGCUUCACCGAAGCAAUAGUGUUCACUGUCGGUGGCGGGAGUAUGGAUGAGUACGGGAACUUGCAGGAGUGGGUUGCUCGCACUAGUGGAAGCGGUGAUCGGGUGCGGAGAAGAGUGGUCUACGGAAGUACAGAAAUGGUCAAUGCUACCGAAUUCAUUACGCAGGAGCUUGACAGACUGGGCAAGGAGGUUGCUUCUUAA
Molecule: messenger RNA, 2148 nt
Organism: Pyricularia pennisetigena
Lineage: Eukaryota; Fungi; Ascomycota; Sordariomycetes; Magnaporthales; Pyriculariaceae
Exons: 5
Coding region: 1-2148 (715 amino acids)
Biological process (GO): intracellular protein transport; endoplasmic reticulum to Golgi vesicle-mediated transport
Cellular component (GO): Golgi membrane; cytosol
Molecular function (GO): syntaxin binding
Source: RefSeq, a predicted model, not a curated record